AUGAAGGUAAUUAAAACAUUGUCUAUUAUAAAUUUCUUUAUUUUUGUUACCUUUAAUAUUAAAAAUGAAAGUAAAUAUAGCAACACAUUCAUAAACAAUGCUUAUAAUAUGAGUAUAAGGAGAAGUAUGGCAGAAAGUAAGCCUUCUACUGGUGCUGGUGGUAGUGCUGGUGGUAGUGCUGGUGGUAGUGCUGGUGGUAGUGCUGGUGGUAGUGCUGGUGGUAGUGCUGGUUCUGGUGAUGGUAAUGGUGCAGAUGCUGAGGGAAGUUCAAGUACUCCCGCUACUACCACAACUACCAAAACUACCACAACUACCACAACUACUAAUGAUGCAGAAGCAUCUACCAGUACCUCUUCAGAAAAUCCAAAUCAUAAAAAUGCCGAAACAAAUCCAAAAGGUAAAGGAGAAGUUCAAGAACCAAAUCAAGCAAAUAAAGAAACUCAAAAUAACUCAAAUGUUCAACAAGACUCUCAAACUAAAUCAAAUGUUCCACCCACUCAAGAUGCAGACACUAAAAGUCCUACUGCACAACCUGAACAAGCUGAAAAUUCUGCUCCAACAGCCGAACAAACUGAAUCCCCCGAAUUACAAUCUGCACCAGAGAAUAAAGGUACAGGACAACAUGGACAUAUGCAUGGUUCUAGAAAUAAUCAUCCACAAAAUACUUCUGAUAGUCAAAAAGAAUGUACCGAUGGUAACAAAGAAAACUGUGGAGCAGCAACAUCCCUCUUAAAUAACUCUAGUAAUAUUGCUUCAAUAAAUAAAUUUGUUGUUUUAAUUUCAGCAACACUUGUUUUAUCUUUUGCCAUAUUCAUAUAA
Molecule: messenger RNA, 819 nt
Organism: Plasmodium falciparum 3D7
Lineage: Eukaryota; Apicomplexa; Aconoidasida; Haemosporida; Plasmodiidae
Source: RefSeq, a predicted model, not a curated record